AUGGUUAUAGGAGGAAAUCGUUUUGUGAUAGAAUGUCAGAAGAAAACCGAUUAUAAAGGAUAUUCCAUUUAUGAUCUUCAAUUGACGAGCACAGAUCCUGGGCUAGAAUCAUCUACGAGUGUCGCGAGUAAAACCCCUUCGCAGAAGGAAGGAGCUCAGGGAGAAGAAGAGGUUGUUGAAGAGAAGAAAGGACGAGCUCUGGUACUGAUGCAUUAUGAAGGUUGGCCGACAGAUACUUGGCCCGAUCUCGACUUACUUGGUCCAUUUGUGCAAAAUUUAUCUAAAAGAGAAAUUCAGGUUAUGAGAAAAUCGUUGGACAACUACAUUCCACCAGUUGUAAUUCAGAGUUUUGAUGGUUUGGGCAGAGCUCCUAUAAUUUGGGUGUCAACAAUUCUUAUGAAAGAUAUAGAGAAGAAGGAAUGUUUUGAUGUAGAAGAUCUUGCUAAGAAGUGUGCUAGGGUGAGGCCAGGUGCAUUUUACAAAAAGAUUCAUUUCUGUGUAGUGAUAGCUCUGGCAUUUCGGCUGUCAUCUUUAGGAGGCUGGACCCCACUGGCGGAUGCUCGUGCAAAAAUCAAAGACAUUAAGGAAGCCUAUGAAGCAAGUUUGAAAGCUUGA
This is a messenger RNA of Strongylus vulgaris, 615 nucleotides long. Lineage: Eukaryota; Metazoa; Nematoda; Chromadorea; Rhabditida; Strongylidae. The record is from the annotation of a GenBank genome assembly.